AUGAUGAUGGCAGACAUUGCUAAUGACAGAAUGGCUCAUUCCUUGAAGAAAGGGGGGAGUGUGUCUUCUCUAAGUAGCCAUGAGUUCCGGCAGAAGGAACAUCAUAGGCGCAUCAAAGACUGUGUGAGUACUGUGUCGUACAUGGAUGAACCUAGCCAGCACGAUGUUGCCUCUCGCCUUACAGUUCAGAUGGAAAACACCUAUCAGCUGGGUCCUACCAAGCAUUUUCCCGUGGUUACCGUCAAUCAUAUUCUGAAAGAUGUGUUAACUACCUACCUACAAGAAGAACAAUAUGAUCCAGAGCUCUGUAGACAGAUGGCUAAGACAAUUUCUGAGGUGAUUAAAGCCCAGGUCAAGGACUUGAUGAUCCCACGGUACAAGCUGAUUGUGAUUGUUCACAUUGGACCUCGGCAUGGCCAGAGCAUACUUAUUGGGAGUAGAUGCCUCUGGAAUCCUAAAAGUGAUACCUUUGCAUCUUAUGUUUUCAGAAACUCUUCACUCUUUGCUCUUGCAAAUGUCUAUGCCGUUUACUUUGAGUGA
Messenger RNA from Myotis lucifugus (little brown bat), 540 nucleotides. RefSeq names its product Tctex1 domain containing 1 (gene DYNLT5). NCBI's taxonomy places the organism in Eukaryota, Metazoa, Chordata, Mammalia, Chiroptera, Vespertilionidae. Gene Ontology annotation, biological process: microtubule-based movement. The transcript is spliced from 4 exons. Gene Ontology annotation, molecular function: dynein intermediate chain binding. Gene Ontology annotation, cellular component: cytoplasmic dynein complex; cytoplasm. The record is from RefSeq and is a predicted model, not a curated record. Bases 1 to 540 code for a protein of 179 amino acids.